Molecule: messenger RNA, 960 nt
Organism: Penicillium waksmanii
Lineage: Eukaryota; Fungi; Ascomycota; Eurotiomycetes; Eurotiales; Aspergillaceae
Exons: 3
Coding region: 1-960 (319 amino acids)
Source: RefSeq, a predicted model, not a curated record
AUGAUGCGGCAACUCCACGCUUUACAACACGCACUUCCCCUGCUCUUCUCUAUCACCUCGACAGUCCUCGGAAAAGAAGACAAAUACUACAACGCAGGAUUGAACUACCGUCCUGAGAACAUCACUGGGUUAGAUUACUACUAUUACCCAUGGAAAGGGUCAUACUACAAUGGAACUGUAGCAUUCACAAUAUCAUCCAUCUCUUUCCGGGAAGACUACAACUAUGAUGACGAGAAACUCUGUUCCCGCCUUUCAAACGAUUACACUUACACUUUUUCCUACCCGGGACUUCUAGGCAUAACACCCACCGAAGGUGGGGACGAGAGACCCCAAAACACAAACCCGCUCAACGUCAUUCUCUCGACCUCAUAUUCGAAUUUCACGAAGUAUUUCAGUGAUUAUAAUGAAAACGGUAGCAUGCAGAUUCGGGAUGAGUUUUGGAUUUUUGAGUCGAUUGAUUUCUCUGGGGUUGGAGGCUCUCCCUUCCGCGUACUGGGUACCUCUGACUUUGGGGAGACAAAUCUCCUCGGGUUUCGGAUGAACAUGAGUUCCUGCACGAACUCGGUAUCCUGGUGGGAUGCGCAGUGGGCAUCAGAAGACUGGGACGACGAUGAAAUAGAUGUGGAGAACGCGACCCUCACUCUAACGUUCGACUCGCAUUCGGCGAAUUUCAUGCUCCAGGGGUAUAUUUAUGCGCAGGUAUUGAACAAGGAUGAAGAGGAGGAGACGCUGCCGAUAGACGCAAAAAUCAAAGUGGAGUUUUUAGGGAAUCAUGACGAUGCAAGAUCGGAUAUUUUGAAUGAGGGAGUCCCAGUGAGUUGGACUUCGACCGUUGGGUUCGGGAACAAUUCGGCGAAUAUUGAUUAUGAGACUGGGGGCGCGGGCCCUGUGUAUGGGAUGCUGCCGGGCGGUUUGGUUUGGGGUCUUGUUGGAUUCGUUGUGGGGGUUGGAUUUUUAUGA